AUGAGAGUUGGCCCCGACCUCCGCUCCGGGGACCCCGAGCGCCAUGUCCGAGUGAAGCAGCGGGGCUCGGUGCUGAACAUGCUGAGGAGGCUGGACAAGAUCAGGUUCAGAGGUCACAAGCGAGACGACUUCCUCGACCUGGCGGAGUCCCCCAACGCCUCAGACACCGAAUGCGGCGACGACGGGCCCCUCAGAGUGCCGCGGACCUCGCCCCGGGACAGCGAGGAGCUGCGGGACCCCGCCGGUCCGGGGACCCUCAUCAUGGCCGCGGGAGUCCAUGACUUCAACCGGACGGAGUCCGAUCGGCUGAACGAGAUCAAAGGCCACCUGGAAAUCGCCUUGCUGGAGAAGCACUUCCUGCAGGAGGAGCUCCGGAAGCUGCGGGAGGAGACCAACGCCGAGGCGCUGCGGCUGGAGCUGGACCGCGAGCGGCAGCGGCGCCUGGAGCUGGAGCAGAAGGUGCAGGACGUGCUGAAAGCCAGGACCGAGGAGCAGGCGGCCCAGCAGCCUCCGAGGAGCCAGGCCCCGGUUGCUAACGGAGCAGGAGCAGACCGGCGGGGCCAGGGCCUGUGCCCCCGCGUGCAGAAGUGGUUCCACGAGAAGUUCGGGGAGUACGUGGAGGACUUCCGGUUCCAGCCCGAGGAGAGCGCCGUGGAGACGGAGGAGCCCCUCAGCGCCCGCAGGCUGACCGAGAACAUGCGGCGACUGAAGCGCGGCGCCAAGCCGGUAACCAGCUUCGUGAGGAACCUUUCCGCCCUGUCCGACUGGCGCUCCGUCUACACGUCCGCCAUCGCCUUCACCGUCUACAUGAACGCCGUGUGGCAUGGCUGGGCCAUCCCCAUGUUCCUGUUCCUGGCCAUCCUGCGGCUGUCCCUCAAUUACCUCAUAGCCAGGGGCUGGAGGAUACAGUGGAGCAUUGUGCCCGAGGUGUCCGAAGUGGUGGAGCUGCCGAAGGAGGACCUGACCGUGUCCGAGAAGUUCCAGCUGGUGCUGGACGUGGCUCAGAAGGCCCAGAACCUCUUCGGGAAGAUGGCCGACAUCCUGGAGAAGAUCAAGAACCUCUUCAUGUGGGUGCAGCCCGAGACCACGCAGAAGCUGUACGUGGCGCUGUGGGCCGCCUUCCUGGCCUCCUGCUGCUUCCCCUACCGCCUGGUGGGGCUCGCCGUGGGACUCUAUGCCGGCAUCAAGUUCUUCCUCAUCGACUUUGUCUUCAAACGCUGCCCGCGGCUGCGAGCCAAGUACGACACCCCCUACAUCAUCUGGACGAGCCUGCCCACCGACCCACAGCUCAAGGAGCGCUCCAGCGCCGCCGCCGUGUCCCGCAGGCUGCAGACGGCGUCCGCGCGGAGCUACGUGGCCAGCGCGCCCGCGGGCCUGGGCCGGGACGAGGACGCCGGCCGCCUCCACAGCACCAAGAAGGGCAACUUCCAUGAGAUCUUCAACCUGGCGGAGACCGAGCGGCCGCUGGCGGUGUGUGAGAACGGCUGGCGCUGCUGCCUCAUCAACCGAGACCGGAAGAUGCCCACGGACUACAUCCGGAACGGGGUGCUGUACGUGACGGAGAACUACUUGUGCUUCGAGAGCUCCAAGUCCGGCUCCUCCAAAAGGAACAAGGUCAUCCGGCUGCUGGACAUCACCGACAUCCAAAAGUACAAGGUCCUCUCAGUCCUCCCGGGAUCGGGCAUGGGCAUCGCCGUGACAACGCCAUCAACCCAGAAGCCGCUGGUGUUCGGCGCCAUGGUGCACAGGGACGAGGCCUUCGAGACCAUCUUCAGCCAGUACCUGAAGAUCACGGCGGGCGCAGCCUCGGGCAGUGACAGCUAG
This is a messenger RNA of Pipistrellus nathusii (Nathusius's pipistrelle), 1824 nucleotides long. NCBI's taxonomy places the organism in Eukaryota, Metazoa, Chordata, Mammalia, Chiroptera, Vespertilionidae. The record is from the annotation of a GenBank genome assembly.